AUAUUUAUGCUCAUAUUAUUUUUAUUUGUGCGUGUGAUGUCUUGCAGUAUAAAAUCUAAUUUUUAUUUUCUAAAACAUCUGAAUUCAUAGGUAAUCAUGGUGUUUGAAACUUUGGUCGCUGAUGUACUCAACAGGUUUAUCGGCGAAUAUGUUGAAAAUUUAGAUAGUUCACAGCUUAACAUAGGAAUAUGGGGAGGAGAUGUUGUAUUACGUGAUCUUAAGCUAAAAGAGACAUGCUUAGACAGUUUAGAUCUACCUAUCAGAACUAUUUAUGGACAUCUAGGCAAGUUAGUUUUAAAAAUACCAUGGAAGAAUUUAUAUAGUGGAUCAGUUGAAGCAUCCAUUGAUAGUCUUUUUUUACUUGUUGUUCCAACACAAGAUGUUAGUUAUGAUUCAGAAAAAGAAGAAAAAAACAAACAGACUGUUAAACAAAAUGAAAUUUCAAGGAUUGAAAAUAUAAAAUUAUUGGAUCAACAAAAAAACAAAUUGGAUCAAGAUAAAGUAAAAGAUUCUUUUGUUGAAAAAUUGGCAACUCAGAUUAUAAGAAAUGUACAAGUUAAUAUAAAAUCAAUCCAUAUUAGAUAUGAAGAUCGAAUAACAUUUCAUAAUAAUCCAUUUUCUUUUGGUUGUACACUUUAUGAUUUAACUUCUUUUUCGACGGAUUCAAAUUGGAACAGAUUUAUUGAUAAAGGACAAGAUCCACUAGCCAUGAUAUAUAAGAUCAUUUCUAUGGAAGGAUAUGCUGUAUAUUGGAACUCUAAAGGUCAUCUAUUUACCGAAAAACCAAAGGAAACUUAUAGAGAUUCCUUUAGAGAUGGUAUACCUAAGAAAGAUGUUCUCCCUGAUGGUUAUGAAUAUUUAUUUGGUCCAAUUAAUGCCAAUGCUAAAAUGAAAAUGAAUCCAAAACCAGAAUUAGAUGGUAGCGAUUUUACCAUACCAAAAUAUUCCAUAAGUAUUAUCAUGGAAAGUUUAAAUUUAAGAAUCAGUAAAAUUCAGUACCAACAUUUGAUUAUGGCUGCAGAAUCUCUUGAUCGUUUAACUAAAGCAGUGCCCUACAGAAAAUAUCGACCAAUGUUACAAGAAUAUAAAGGACACUAUAGAGAAUGGUGGAAUUUUGCCUAUAAGUGUAUUUUAGAGGAAGAUAUAAGAAGAAUACGUAAGAAUUGGGAUUGGUUACAUAUGAGUACUCAUAGAAAAUUAGUUAAAGAGUAUAGUGUUCUUUAUAAACAAAAACUGGAAUCAAAAAAGCCAUCAGCAAUAACAAUGAAUAGAAUUACUGAAAUAGAAAAAAAUUUAGAUGUGAUGAAUAUUAUCUUAACCAGACAAAGAGUUGAAAACGAAGUUGAGAGAGAAGGAAAAAUUCAGGAAGAGAUAAAAAAAGUAGAAUCAGAACGUGGUUGGUUUAGUUUUUGGCGUACUAAAAAUAAUGAUGAGGAAGAAAAAGAAAAAGAUAUUAUUAAACAGUUUGAGGAAGCUAUGAAUGCAAGUGAAAAAGAAAAAUUAUAUAGAGCAAUUGGUUAUCAAGAAAGUUCAGCUACAACAAUUUAUCCAGAAACAUUUAUAGACACAACAUUUCAUUUUUGUUUGCAUUCAUUAGAAAUAUCUGUUUUUGAUGAGGAAUUUACAUCAAAACAAAAAGUAUUAACCGUCAAUUUUAAUGGUUUUGUUCUAGACCUUCAGAGAAGAUUAACAGCUAAUGCAAUCAAAGUUGAAGCUUCUGGUAGAACAUUAUCAGUAUUUGGUUUACCACAAUUAAAUAAAGUGCCAAAACUUAUCACUUCAAAAGCAAUUGAUCAGUAUAAAAGUGCUCAAGAUUUAGCAUUUUCUCAAGACAUUGAUCAAGAUGGUACUGAUAGACAAGUUUAUUUAUUCAAUUUAUUGUUUGAGACAAAUCCUCUUGAUCAACAUUGUGAUAGUAGAGUAAUAUUAUCAUUCAGACCUUUAAAAAUGGUUUAUGAUGCCCAAACCAUAAUAAAAAUUAUGAGUAUCUUUACGCCUCAAGAGUCAAAUGUGACUACACAAUUACAAGUAGCAGCAGGAACCAAAUUAGCAGAAAUAAAAGAAAAAUCUGCACUGGGAAUGCAACAUAUUAUAGAUGAACAUAAAAGACUCGAAGUAAAGAUAGAUAUGAUGGCAUCUUAUAUUGUUAUACCUCAUGGUGGAUUUUACAAAAAAAAUCAAUCUUUAUUAGUUUUUAAUUUAGGUUGUUUAAAAAUAAAAUCUAAACCCCAAAAUUUGGAUGAUGUUACUAUACAGUCAAUGCAUAAAAUGGGUGCAUCACAAUCUGAAGUAUUACAAGAAAUUGUUAGUCGGAGCUAUGAUCGUUAUUAUAUUGAACUAGAAAAUGCCCAAAUUUUAAUUGCUAAUAAAGGUGAAAAUUGGAAAAAUAAAUUUAAUGAAUCAUUUCAAAAUGAACUUUACAUUCUUAAGCCUACAACUUUAUCCAUUCAAGUGGAAAAAUGUUUAAUAACUGAUGAUCCUCGUUUGCCAUUACUUAAGGUUACUGGAGAACUUCCCGCUAUUGAUAUUAAAAUAGCAGAAAAUCGAAUUUUGGAUGCUCUAUCAGUAUUUUUGAGCAUUCCUUUGCCAAAAAGAAAUAAAGAAAUUGAUGAUAAUCCUCAUGAUUUUGAUAUACUUGGUUCAGCAAUGUCACUACGACAAAAGAUAGAUUCAUUUAAUAUGACUAGAAAUUUAACUAAUCAAAGAAAAGAAGCAGAAAAAGCUUCUGAUGUGAAUGUACAAUUCACAUCAUUAGAUGUGAAAUUGGUUCUUAAACGUUUGUCAAUUAAAGUUUUAUCUUAUGAUGAUAAAGGCUCUUGGUUAAAUCCAUUGUUAGACUUUAAUUUGUUAACUCUGGAAUUGUCAUUAACACAGCAAACAUUUAAAACUAAUAUUGCUUUGAAAUUGGGUAGAUUAUUUUUAGCUCAAUAUUAUAAAGAUACCAUCAUACCUUUAGUUGAUACACCAAAUGAAGAUGAAAACCAAUAUCUUUUACUCAUGAAUUAUACUCUUAUUGAUAAAAAUACUUCAGAAUUUCAUACUACUUAUGAUAAUGUAUUGCAAUUACUUGAAUUAAACUUCACUAAGUUAUUAGCCACAGCUAAUAGAGAUGCAUUGCUUUACUUAAUUGAUUGGAUGAAUAGUGUCAGUUCAAGUAUAAAAGAUAUGCAAAAACUGUAUAAUUAUAAUAUUGAUGAAGAUAUGACUGCUCCAAUCCAAUUUCAAAAACCCAAUAGACUCAAAAGAAUGCAUUUAGUUUCUAAUGCAUUAUCAACUAUUCUUGAAGAAUCUGCAGCUAGCAAGGUUCAACAAUUAAAUAAAAAAUUAAUUGAGGAGAAUGAUAUCAUUGGUUUAAAGUUAAUUGCUCAAAUUGGAGAAAUACAACUUAUUAUUGUUACUGAAGUUGAUGAUUUAGCACAUAUGUUUAUAACUAAACUCGAGUCUUGUAUUACAAUGAAAAAAUCUGAUAUUCAAAUUGAUGCUAAACUUCAAAAUAUUAGUGUAUUUGAUCCAUCUCCAGAUACUAUUUAUAAAUAUAUAAUUCAUGUUGCUGAAAACGAUGAAGCCUUAAAACUUCAAAUGAUAAUGUAUAAUGAACAAUAUCUUGUUGAGUAUGAUUCACCAGAAAUGUACAUUUCAAUUUCAUCAGGAUGUAUUAAAUGUGUAUUUUUAAAUUGUUUUAUGACAAAAUUAAUCAACUUUAUUAAUCAUUUUCAAGCUGGAAAAGCUGCUAUGUAUGAAGCUGGAGCUGCUGCAGUAGCAAGUGCUAAAAUGAAUGUAAAAUCAGCUACUCGAAUUGCUCUUAAUAUAAAUUUGAAAGCUCCAGUUUUUAUAGUACCUCAAAAUUCUCAUAGUUUGGAAGCAUUGUGUUUUGAUUUUGGUUAUUUGUCUAUUACAAAUAAAUUUUUAAUUAUUCAUAAGGGAAAAGACCAUAUUCCAGCUAUUAUUGAUGAAUUAAGUUUGAAUUUACAAAAUUUGAAAGUAUCUAGAGUACAAUUGAAUGAUGGUAUAAAAUUUUUUUUGUUUGACUGCCUUUUGUUACAACCCAUAACAUUUUCUCUCAUAGUCAAACGAAAUUUAUCCUCUGCAUGGUAUACUGAUCAUCCCGAUUUUGAUAUUGUGGCUAAAUUUGAUUCUAUUAAAGUAACCGUUAGUCAUAUUGAUUACAUUGUAAUUAUGAAAGUUUUAAAUGAAAAUGUAAGCGAAGGAAAAGAUGAAUUAACAAAUUCAAAUGAUCAAACAAGUUUAAACAUAUCUCAAAAUAAUUUGAAUGAAAUCAAAGUGAUUGUUGAUGUUGAAAAAAAUAAUUCUCAAUUACAAGAAAUUAGAACAUUAGCUAAGUUUGAAUUUUUCGUAAAAAAUAUUAUUCUUGAACUAUUCAAAGAAGGUCCUGAUAAGAAUGGCUUACAAAUAAAAAAUAACAGUAUGGGACAGUUUAUGUUUUCAUCAUUGACUGUUAAUGGAUCAAUGCAGACAGAUCUUUCAUUAUCUUUAAUAUUAUAUUUGUUAGAUGUCAUAUUAGACGAUACUCGAGUAAACAAAUAUUCAGGAAAUAAGGUAGUACGUUAUAUGGAAAGAAAAAAAGGUAAUCUUGAAGAUGAAAAUUUACAAAAUACAAUUGAUAUUAAAUAUAAACAAACACUUGCUGGAGCUGAUGUUCAACUAAAAAUAUUCAGUUUUAAUUUAAUAUUCAAUGUUGAGUAUAUACAGUAUUUGUUAAAUUUCUUUGUAUUGCCAUCCCAAAAUCAAGAUUUAGCAAUUAAUGAUCCAACCAAAAACAUAAAGCAAAAUAUAAUGAAAGAAAAAUCAAAUGCUUUUGAGCAAAAAGAUAAUAAUAAAACACUUUUGUUAAAAGUACAGUUAGAAAAGCCUGAUAUUAUAUUAGUUGAAAGUUUAGAUGACAUAAAUACAAAUGCAAUAAUAAUGAAUACUGAAGCUACAUUGAAAUUGCGUAUGUCUACCCCAACUCGUCAAACUGUUAAUGGAGAAAUUAAAGAUUUGCAAAUAUACUCAUGCUGUUAUAAUCCACUAAGAAGAAAAGAAACUAUGAAUUUAAUAUUACGUCCAGUUACUAUUAAUGUUAUCGGUUCUACUCCUGAUGAUACUUGUCUUCAUGUUGAUGUAACUAUGACUCCUUUAAUAAUAUCAGUGACUCCAGCUAAUAUUGAGAUGUUAAAUCGAAUUAAUCAAAGUUUAACCGAAAAAAAAGAAAAUAUAUUCCAAGAACCAAUAUAUGAUGAACAAGAAUUUGAAAAUUUAUGGAAUAAAACUCAAUUUAAUGAUUCAGAAUUCUGGUUCUUAAAAACUGAAUUUGGUGCUGAAGCUUCUUUAUUAAAUAAUGAUAAAACUGUUCCUGCUCUUAAAAAAAGUGAAGUUUGUUUAAUAUCUAUUCCUUCAAUAGUUUUCACAAUUGAAGCAGGGAUUGGUACAAAAACAAUGCCAAUGUUGUUAACUGAGUGUACGUUUAAUGGUUCUGUUAAUAAUUGGAGCUCAAAAUUAUCUGUUGCGGGUGAAUUAACAAUGCAAAUGAAUUAUUAUAACAGUCGAUUAGCUCUUUGGGAACCAUUUAUUGAACCUGUUGAAGUUGAAUCAGCUAUUGGUCCCAAGUAUAAUCCAUGGUUACUUGAACUCAAGUUGGAGACUUUUGACCCAAAUCAAAGUCCCCAAGAUGAAGUAUUCCAAAGGAAACCAGCAAUGAAAAUUUCUUUAAUAUCAUAUGAAACUAUUGAAAUAACAAUGACAAAAACAGCUUUGGAGGUAUUAACAAGUUUAGGUAAAGCAUUUAAUGAAGCAAUCACAACUGAAAUACCACUUUCAAAACGAAUUGAAGCUGCACCAUUUGUAAUACAAAAUAAUCUUGGGUUUAAUAUAACUCUCAUGAUAUCAAACUCCCCAUUUAAAGUAUACAAUAUUAGUAGUAAUGAAAAAUGUAUAGAGGGUGAUAAUACAGUUUUAAAAGAUCGAGAACAGAUUAGUCUUUGUCUUAAAGACGAUGAUUCAGUGUCAGUUAAUUUACGUCAAAAUAAGAUUACUGAACGUUCUUUAAAAAUUAAGAUUCAAGAAAAUAAUAAUAUUACAGAAUUUAGCUUACCAAUAGUUAAAGCUGAUAAAAGAUUUUUUAAUAUUAAACAUAAAUUAAAUACUGUUAAUGAACCAUGGGGAUUAGUAACUGAUACACAAGUAAUUGAUGGUAGUAUGGUUGUUACAUUGAGGAGUGUUGUACAAAUUCAUAAUCAUUUUAAUGAAAGUAUAUUUCUUUAUUAUAAAAAACAAGGGAAAUUAAAAAUGAUUGGUAAAGCAAAACCGAACAAACCAUUUAAUUUACCUGUACAUUCAAUUUAUACACAAACCAAAGAAAUAUUUUUUUGUCCAGAAAAGUAUCAAAUAUGUAUUAAACCUUUUAUUUGGAAAGACAUUCAACCAGUGAUGAAUUUAAGAGCAUUAUUACAAUGUCCACCGAAUCAAGUAGAAGAUAAAGAUCCAUUUUUCAUACAAAUCCUUGGAGUUAUGGAGCACAUAUAUUUUGAGCAUACAGAUCGAUAUUUAAUGUCUAGUAAUUGCUACAACAUUCAUUUAUACCCCACAGUUAUAUUAGUCAAUGCUCUUCCUGUAAAUUUAAAUUGUAUAAUGCAAGGUGAUUCUGAACUUAAAACUUUAACUCCAGGAGAAAAAAUAAACUUACCUAUUGUUGAAAUUGGGUAUUCUUGUCUUACACUGCAGAUAAAAUAUUUAGAUAAGUACUGGGAUUGUAAAUGCACUAUAGAAGAACAUCCAGAUGAAUUUUCCAUUUGGUCUUUUUCUAACAAUGAAGAUAAACCUGAUACAAAAGCAAAUGUUAUAAAUUUUGGCAUUCGAACUGAAUUUCAUGAAGGUGGAACUCAUAUAAAAACACUUUAUUGUCCACUUUGGAUGAUAAACAAAACUGGAAGAAUUCUUACUUAUAAGGCUGCCGAUGAUGAAGAAAACAUGUUACAACAUUCAUCAAAUCCAACAGAACCUUUAAUGUGGUCUUUUAAAAAGAAAAUAUUUUUUGCUAAUAAAAGAGCCUACGUUAAAAUAGAUUCAGGUCUGUGGUCUGACAGAUUUUCAUUAGAUGUAGCUGGAAGUUCUGGAUCAAUUUUAUGUAAAACAAAUAACAUUCUUUACCAAAUUGGUGUUCAUAUUCAACUUACUAACAACUCUUUAACGAAACAAGUUACCUUAUCACCAUUUUAUAUUGCAUCUAAUCAAUGUCCAUUUGCGAUUGAUUUUCAAGAAGUGAACCAAGAACAAAAUUCUUGGAUUAAAGUUGAUUCCAAUGGUUGUAUGCCAUUUUGGCCUCAAAAUAUUACUGAUAAACAUAAUUUAACUGACAAACUAUUUGUUGUUCGCAUAUUUGGCACUUCAGAUACUUCUACUCCAUUGCCAUAUUAUAAAUCAAGAAGUGAUUUAAUACGUCUUCGUAAUAAAUAUAGUGCUAUUCAAGUGGAUACUCAAAUAACCGAAGGUGGAACUUACAUAACAUUUAGUCCCUAUGUGGAAGGAAUGGCACCUGCUUUAAUAAUUAAUCAUACAGAAAAUUAUCUAAAGUUCAUUGAACAUGAUCUGUCAGAGUAUUUAGAUGAAAUGAAAAUAUUACCUCCUAAACACAAAAUGUUCUUUGCAUGGUCUACUCCAACAGAAAACCCUAUUAUUUAUUGGAACAUGAUGCAGAAUCAAGCAGAUUUAAGAAAAGAUGGUGUAGGAAUAUUCAAUCACGAUGAUGGUAUAAAAGUUUAUUGGGUUUCAUUUUUGGAUGGUUUACAACGUAUUCUUAUGUUUACUACUGAUGCCAGUAUUGCUGAAGAAUGUCAAGCCUCAAGUAAACUUGAAAUUAUAAACAGAGAAAUACUUAUUUCUAUACAUUCAUUAGGAUUGUCAUUGGUGAAUAAUGAUAUUUGUAUGGAACUAAUGUAUUUGAGAAUUGGAAGUUCUGGGGUGAUAUGGGAAACUAAAAAAAUAAAUGGUUCACGUUACAAGCCAUUGACUCAAAAAGAAUGUGAAUUAAUUGAAACAGCUUAUAUACGUUACACUAGAAUGUUAGAAAUUGGUGAAAAUGAACCUAUUGUCUUGAUCAAAGAAUUAAACAUUGAGGUUAAUUUUGCAGAAAACAUUGUCACUAAACCUUCUAAAAAGAAUAUAAGAAGGGUAUAUAAUACAGGAUUUUGGCUCAAUUUGCAAUCUUCUGAUUAUACAUCUCAAAUACAUGCUAAAAUAAAUAAUUUACAAAUCGAUAGUCAAAUAGAUAAUUGUAUAUUCCCUGUUGUUUUUGCUCCUGUUCCUCCACCAAAAACCAUUGCACAUACAGAGCGAAAACCAUUUGUAGAACUUAGUAUUGUUGAAAGAUUAAAUAAAUAUAGUACAGUUAAACAAUAUAAAUAUUAUAAAAUGCUCAUUCAAGAAUUUCACAUUAAACUUGAUAUUGGUUUCAUCAAUGCUUUAAUAAAAAUGACAGAAAAAUAUGAGCUCUCGGAAGAAGAAAGGUUGAAAAUGUUUAUUGAAGAUUUAACCUGUGCUAGCAAGCCAUUACAUUCCCAAAUGAUUACUCUUUCUUUACAAGAACAAAAGAAUUAUUAUGACAUACUUCAUUUUUCUCCGCUUAAGAUACAUGUUACAUUUUCAUUGAGUGGAGAUGAAUUGGAAAAUAUUCCUCCAAUUAUUAAUAUAAUUUUGCAAAGUAUUGGUGUAACCAUUACUAGUGUUCAAGAUGUUGUUUUGAAGUUGGCAUUUUUUGAAAGACAAUAUGUUCUUCUUAAUCAGAGACAGUUAAUGAUGGAAGCUCAACAUCAUUAUGUCAGUCAACUCAUAAAACAAAUUUAUGUACUCGUUUUGGGUCUAGACGUGUUGGGAAAUCCUUUUGGUCUUGUAUCAGGUUUUAAGCAAGGAGUUGAGGAUUUAUUUUAUGAGCCUUUCCAAGGUGCAAUUCAAGGCCCUGAAGAGUUUGCUGAAGGAUUAGUUUUGGGUGUAAAAAGUUUAUUUGGUCAUACAGUUGGAGGUGCAGCUGGUGCAGUUGGCAGAAUUACUGGAGCUAUGGGAAAAGGCAUUGCUGCUUUAACAUUUGAUAAAGAUUAUCAAAAGAAACGACAAGAAAUUAUGAAUCAGCAACCAACUAAUAUUCCAGCUGGAUUAGCACAAGGGGGUCGAGGUUUAGUUUUGGGUGUUGUGGAAGGUGUAGAAGGUGUUUUUGAGAAACCUAUCAGCGGUGCUCGUAGUGAUGGUGUUGGAGGAUUUUUCAAGGGUGUUUGUCAGGGAGCUGUUGGACUUAUAGCCAGGCCUUUAUCAGGAGCGUUAGAUUUUACCAGUGGAACUUUGAAUACGAUCAAAAGGGUUACCGACACAACAUCAGAAGUACGACGAGUUCGUUUACCAAGGCAUUUCAGAGAAGACAAACAAGUGCGACCAUAUUGUAAACGAGAAGCUGAAGGAUAUAAACUAUUAAAGAUUGCUGGAAAAGGGAUGUAUAAAGUGACAGACAACUAUAUAUAUCAUUUACGAACUACACAUUCUGAUAAAGAAAUAUUCAUAGUCACGUCCCAAAGAGUUAUGUACAUUAUUCAAAGUUACUGGACUGGCUCUUAUAAAGUCCAAUGGGAAUAUAAGUGGUCAUCUAUGACCAGGCACCCAAAAGUAAAACCAAAUGGAAUAUUACUCCAUGGAAAAAAUGAUCCAAAUUUACGUCGUUGGUGGUGUUUCAAAGUUAAACAGUCUAAUAUUAAAUUCAUUUUAGUUUCGGAUCCUGAAUUAUGUUCUUGGCUAGCAGAUAAAAUUAGUGAGCUAAUGACAACUGAUGAUCCAGACAUGAAGUCUUCAGAAUCUUCUGAAAUUUCUCUUUUGAAUAAUUUGAUGUUUACAAAAUAAAUUAAACACCAUAAGUCUCUAAUACACUCACUCAGUUCACACAUGGCUUAAUGAAUAUUAUAUUUUUAUUUUAACAUUUUGAUUUUAUGUAGUAUAAUAUAAAACCCCAUUAUAAUCAAAAAUG
Sipha flava (yellow sugarcane aphid) is the source of this 10000-nucleotide messenger RNA. It is a transcript of the gene Vps13, whose product is annotated as vacuolar protein sorting-associated protein 13. The transcript is spliced from 60 exons. Gene Ontology annotation, cellular component: extrinsic component of membrane. The record is from RefSeq and is a predicted model, not a curated record. Gene Ontology annotation, biological process: protein retention in Golgi apparatus; protein targeting to vacuole. Lineage: Eukaryota; Metazoa; Arthropoda; Insecta; Hemiptera; Aphididae. The coding region runs from base 97 to 9876 and encodes 3259 amino acids.